AUGUCAAAUGUGUUCGAGAAGAAAAUAAAUGUCGUGAAGAGAGAACUUGAAGGAGACUUUCCGUAUUUUUCAAAGCCCAUCGUUGUCUCCGAGUAUACCGUCGACCGUGAAAGGUAGCCACAACAGAUUUUAAAAAGAAGUGGUUUUUUUUUCUAGUGUGAGGUGACUUGAGAGUACUUGAAUAAACCAAUUUUUAAGAAAAAUAAAUAACUAGUCGAGGUUCUUUCUUCGAGUUUCAAUUUGAAAUAUAGGACCUUUUGAAAACUUACUGAGAUUUCGCAUAUGGCCGAUCCACAGUUAGCUUGGGAUAACUUUUUUGCGCCCCCCAUCAAACAGACAAUGUCUCUUUUUUCGCCGUGUCAGGACCCAUUUUUCGAUGGCACAAACCAGUUGGGAAUCAGCUUUAGUCAUUGCGCCAGCUUUGGCGAGAUCAACGAAAAACCCUUUAUGGCCAAGCAUUAUAUAACUUGGGCGAAUCCUAGUGACUUUUCAAGGGAAUUGAAAUGAAAAUAAUGGUUUUACAAGCUUUUGAGAGGUGCAAAAAAAUAUUCUUCCGAGCUUCUUUUUCCACUUUUCAAAAAGGCCUUGUAUCGAAUUUCCAGUUCUUCUUUCCUUCUCAACACGUUUAUAUUACCUCAAAGAGAAUUUGUAAACUUUUCGUUUGGACGAGCUACGUAGAGGGCAUAUAGAUCAGUCACGACUGGCUUGUGCCAUCAAAAAAAGGGUCCUGACACGAUAAUAAAACAGGGCCUGGUUGGUGGAGAGCACAGAAACGCCACGCCCCCUCAGUAGUCCAAAUCAGCCGUGAAUCGGCUAUAUAAUUUGACUAAGCUUUAGAAACGUUACUAUUGGGCGAGCAGAAGCUAAGAACUUGUACAUACCUGCUGUUCGACGCGAUGUGCAUCUAAAGUUGGAUGAAGGCUACGAAAAGUUUGAUGAGAAGGUGAAGAAUGAUGUAGAUUACCCUUUUUCGUUGCUGGAGCUUUUUAUAUGUAUGUAUGUAAAAAACGUCCCAAAUAAACUUUAAGACUAAAACAAGGUUAGAAAAGAAUUUCCAGGCCGGGGAAGAAAACCUCGACGGUUUUAUUACGCUGGAUCGAAUGCAUGGCACCGAAAGGUGGACGAUUAAAAAAAGGUUCAGAUUUUUACGAAAAGUUAUUUUAUAAAAAAACCAGCAUAAAACAUACAAAGAAAAAUUGACAAGAAUUUAUUUCGAAAAAUAAUCCUCAAAAAAAUUGCAAUAGAAUAUUCGAGAAGAAGUGA
This is a messenger RNA of Caenorhabditis auriculariae, 1263 nucleotides long. The record is from the annotation of a GenBank genome assembly. Lineage: Eukaryota; Metazoa; Nematoda; Chromadorea; Rhabditida; Rhabditidae.